Chinchilla lanigera (long-tailed chinchilla) is the source of this 3209-nucleotide messenger RNA. RefSeq names its product elastin microfibril interfacer 2 (gene Emilin2). Gene Ontology annotation, molecular function: protein binding. The record is from RefSeq and is a predicted model, not a curated record. Lineage: Eukaryota; Metazoa; Chordata; Mammalia; Rodentia; Chinchillidae.
GUACCGCGUGAACUUCAGGCCCAGGUACGUGACCAGGUACAAGACAGUGACCCAGCUGGAGUGGAGAUGCUGCCCCGGGUUCCGUGGCCCGGACUGCCAGGAGGGCCCCCGGGACGCUGCCAAGGGCCCGCGCCCCUUACCCUCGAGGCCGCGCAGCAGUGUGAAGAAGGCCACAGAUAACGACGAACCCAGCCAGGUCUCCCAGCCCAAGGCCCCUCUGCCCCCAACUGGAGCUGCGGACCCACGGCAGCGCGCAGAGCCGGAGCAGGGCCCGCAGCAGCUGCAGGAGCAGAAGAUCCAGGUCCUGGAGGAGAGCGUCCUGCGCCUCACCAGGACGGUGCUGGACCUGCAGGCCUCCUUGGCGGGCGUCAGCGAGCACCUCAAGCGCUCCGUGCAGGACGACGCCGGCAAGGCGCUCGGCAGCAGGCUCGGGGGCCCGCACCUGCUGCCUGCGCCGGGACACGCGGGCCCCGGGGACACGCAGGCGGCCCCGCCCCCCGGCCCGCACGGCAAGGAGUCCGGCAUGAAGGACAUCAAGUCGGAGCUGGCCGAGGUCAAGGACACCCUGAGGACCAAGAGCGACAAGCUGGAGGAGCUGGACGGGAAGGUGAAGGGCUACGAGGGGCAGCUGCGCCAGCUGCAGGAGGCGGCCCAGGGCCCCACGGCCACCAUGAGCGCCCCCGAGCUGCUGCAGGCCUACGUGGACAGCAGGCUGGCGGCGCUGCGCGAGGAGCUGCUGGAGGGCGUGGACCGGAAGCUGGGCGACCUCAAGGACACCUGCGAGUACAAGCUGGUGGGGCUGCAGCAGCAGUGCGACGACUACGGCAGCAGCUACCUGGGCGUCCUGGAGCUCCUCUCGGAGAAGGAGGCCAGCCUGAGGAAGGACCUCAGCGAGCUCCGCGCCCGGCUGCAGGACCCCGCGGCCCGGCCGGGCUGCUGCGACGGGGCAAGGAGCGGCGACUGGGGCCCGCAGAUCCAGACGCUGGACCAGAAGAUCGAGCGCGUGGCCGAGGCCACCAGGAUGCUGAACGGGCGGCUGGACAACGAGUUGGACCGCCUGGCGGCCCCCGAGGUGGGCGUGGACUUCGACGCCAGGUGGGAGGAGCUGGACGCCAGGAUCAACGUGACGGAGAAGAACGCGGAGGAGCACUGCGUCUACGUCGAGGAGACCCUGCGCGGGGCCAUCGACGGCGAGGUCGGGGGCUUGCGGCAGCUCCUGGACCAGAAAAUCCACUCCCUGGAGGACAGGCUGGACAGCGUCCUCCUGCAGGCGGCCAACGGCAGCGAGGGCUCGGCGCUGCCCGAGGCGCCCGGCUGGGACGGCGCCCGCGUCCUGGCGGAGCUGCAGCGCCUGAAGGAGCAGGUGCAGGGGGUGCAGGACGUGUGCCUGCAGAGCGCGCAGGGAGGCGCUCUGCCCCCCGAGGACGGCUCGCGCCUCUGGAGAGCCCUGAACGACACGGUGCGCCGCAGGCUUCAGGACGCCGAGCGCAGCAUCCAGCAGCUGCAGGAGGCCCUGGGCGCGCUGCACGCCCGCCUCAGCCGCACGGAGGACGGCGUGGCCCGGCUGCGGAAGGCGGUGGGUGGCCGCGGCAGGCGCAGGCGGCGGUGGCCGCGGUCGAGGCCCGGGUGUCCCUGCUGGAGCGGACGUGCGGCAGGCUGGACUCGGUGGCGGGCAGCCUGCAGAGCAUCAGGGAGGGGCUCGGCAGGCACGUGGCCGGGCUGUGGGCCUGCGUCCGGCAGAUGAACGGCACGCUCAGGGCGCACUCCAGAGACCUCUCCGGCCUGAGGAGCGCCGUGCAGCAGUUCUACAGCCACGUCUUCCAGGUCUCCUCUGACCUGCAGGACCUGGUCACGUUUCCGCCACCAGCAGCUGAGGAGCCCUCUGCAGCGCCCCCCAUCUCCGAGGCCCCCCCGGUGCCAGCUGCCGCCUCUACUGCGUUGCCCCAGCCUGAGCCGAGCCCUGCGCCACCCGAGGACGCCGCAAGCGAGCGGGCCCCGGACCAGCGGCCGGUGCUCCCCAAGCGGCCCCCGCCGCCCCCUGCUCUUCACCCCAGCUGGAUGGGGCCUCGCCCGCUGCCGGGCGCCACAGGGGUCGUGAUGGAGACGGGCGAGGCCGGGCCCCCGGGCGGGAAGGGCGUGUCGGGCAAGGGCCUCCCGCGGGGCGUGGACGGGCAGAGCGGGCUCCGGCCCGAGCCCAGCGCCGAGGGCUACGCGGGCGCCCCAGGGUACCCCCACACGCCGCCCGCAGCUGCCCCAGGGCUCCUGGUGCCUGGCCUGGUGUCAUUCUCAGCCGGACUCACCCAGAAGCCGUUCCCCAGCGACGGGGGUGUCGUCCUGUUUAACAAGGUGCUGGUGAACGACGGGGACGUCUACAACCCCGACACCGGUGUCUUCACGGCCCCGUACGACGGGCGCUACCUGAUCACGGCCACGCUCACCCCCGAGCGCGACGCCUACGUGGAGGCCGUCCUGUCGGUGGCCAACGCCAGCGUGGCGCAGCUGCACACGGCCGGGUACCGGCGGGAGCUCCUGGAGUUCCACCGCCCGCCCGGGGCCGCGCACACCUGCGGGGGGCCCGGCGCCUUCCACCUGGUCGUGCACCUCAAGGCGGGCGACGGUGUCAACGUGGUGGUGACGGGUGGCCGGCUGGCACACACGGACUUCGACGAGAUGUAUUCCACCUUCAGCGGGGUUUUCCUGUACCCCUUCCUCGGCCACCUCUAGAUGCCGGUGCCCAGGACUCCGACCUUCGUAUAUUCGGGCAGUGUACGGCUGGAGCGCGGGUUGAGGGCCUGCCUCCCCCGUGCCGCGGCCCCAGGGGGGUGGGCAGCCCUGUGGCCGCUCCUGGGGUCACUGGACUGGAUGACAGGAAGGCCAGGGGAGCCCCCUCGCCUCCUUCUUCCUCCCUGGCCUCGCCCCUGCCUCCGCCUCCACCCCCGGCUCCCUGCCGGACAUCCUGGCCCCUGUGAUGGGGCGGGCGGCGGCUGCAGGACACCAUGCCCGGCCCUCCCGACAGCGACAUUGCAGGAGGAAAGUCCAAACACUGAAGACCCCGGCCCCAGUACCCGAGUGUCCAGUGUGGGCUCCUCAGGUGGGGCGUGGGUCCUGCGAGGGCAGCAGAGACUGGAUGGUUGAGCUUGUUGGGCUCCGGGAUGAGUGCGAUCCCAGCACGGAGCCUGGGAGUGUCAAUAAAGACAUAAACCACUUCC